AUGGCGAGGAGACCUGGCCAAGUCUUGGACCUGGCAUUUAAAGGGAAAGUUGAGGGCACCAACAUUAAGCGGCUAAGCCUCAAGAGGAGGCCCAGAGCGGCCGUCGGCGAUGCGGAAAAAGCACAAAGUGGCAUUUCAUCCAGCCAGUGGCCUUCUGCAGAGUCCCUGUCAUCGUCAUCGAGCAGCGAUGACACAAGGCUGCUGGGAAUGUCUUCUGCUCCCAAGGGCCGACCUCCUCUUCCUCCACCUCAUGGAUCCACCACAGAUAAAAAUCAGUCCAGGAAUGAUGGAGCUCCUGCUGCUAGAGUGCCUUCUUUGCAAAAACAGAACCCUGUGUUGGAGCAACAACACCUCAACCUGGAGCAGGAGUUAGCAAGCCAUCUUCAGCCUGGUUCCCGUCGCCGACUGGCCAGCUUCGGAGGAGUGAGCUCCCCUGGCUCUCUUUCUCGCUUCACUGGUCUGAGUGCUUAUAGUGACACCAACAUUGAUAGCAAACUUUCCAGCGCAGGCAGCGAUAUGUAUGGACACCUUGGCUCCUCCCUGGGCAGCAGAGGCAGUACAGGAUGCCUCCAGCUGAGCCCGCAGAGCUCCGGAAGAAGUACCCCGGUGACGAGCCCCUUGCAGCUGCAGAAUGUCCGGGAUCAGAUGGUGGUGGCUCUGCAGAAGCUGAGGGAGUUGGAGGAACAGGUGAAGAUCAUUCCUCUCCUCAAGGUGAAGAUCUCAGUUCUUCAGGAGGAGAAGAGGCAGUUGGCCUCUCAACUCAAGAACCAGAAUAAGGACACAGAGACGAGUACCGACGAAGGGUUUUUCACCAAAGAGAAGCGGAACUGCUAUGACUUCAGCGACCAAGAAGAUGAGAUGCUGGCACUCGAAAGAGCCAUCAAGAGCGGACAUUUCCCAGCAUGGCAAGGAACAAGCCACUUGAAUGAUGAUGGCGAUACUGCUCAGGAAGCCACAAAGGACAACAAAUAUAAAUCCAUUGCAGCACAUAGCACGGAACUGGAAGCAGAGGUGGAAUCCCAACAACAAAUAAUUGGCACCUUAAAAGAGAAGAUCUGUCACUUGGAGGCCGACUUGAAAGAAUCUGCUCUCCAGGCAGAGAUGAGUCGUCUCAAACUGGAGCUUCAAGCUGCAGAAGCCAGAAACCGAGCGGAUAAAGCCUCCUCCGCCCACCCGCCGACAACUAGCAGCAGCACCCAAGCCGGGCCCGACACCAACAGCCAGGGGGUGGGCAACCACAUCGAGCUAAGAGACGCCAGCACAGGAGACGUGAUACAGUUGAAGAACAUCGCUGUGUCGUGUUGUGGGCCCGACUUGAAGAACGUCGGCGCUGGACCCGAUCUACCCAUGAGCCACUGGGAGGUCAGAGAGCGAGUGGAAACCAGGGAGAAGGGUGCAGGAGUCCACAUUUUGACAAGCUCUCAAGGAGUCGGGGUGGAGGUGAAGGUCUGUGAUGCAGGAAGCAACACAGAAGCUCCAUGGGAGAAUCUGCAGCCUAAGAAUCUAAAGUCAGUCGCAUGUGGAGAGUGUUCUGUGAACGUGAUCAUCCGUGAAGCAAAGAUCAUGGUUUCUAAAGGUGUGGCCACAGAUACAGUCAAAGGGGUCUCUCUUGGACUCACGCUGUCAACGCAGACGUCUCAGCGCAGCAACACCUCACUCAGCUCUGUGUCUCGCUUCACUAACACGAGACAUGCCUUCAACGUGGACUCCAGCACCAACACUGUCCUCAAAAGCCAGCACAAGCACACCAACACCUCGAAGGCGCCCACCACGAGAACAGUGUCAGUUGGCAGCAGGCUCAAAGACACCAAGGGCAUCCCAAAGACGCGCACAGUCGGGGUGGGAACAAGCCCCCUGGAAGAACAUACGCAUAAACAAAAUACUCGUGACAUCGGCAUUGGGUUUACUAGCAUUUACGAAAACUUCCUGGUUGGACUUAAAACCCAAAACAUGGCGUCUGGACCGUCCCAUCUGCCUGACCCAGUCAAGACAAGGAGUAUUGGCGUAGGGGAGGGGAGGAUACGUGAUCUGUCAGGUCCAAACAGCCAACAGGUUGCAUCGUCCCAGAGUAAUUCAGACCUGGACAAUUCCAUAGAAAAGACGCCAAGAGUCAUCAAUGAGCGUGGCGGUCCUCUGACUGAGGGAAGACUGAACCCUGUGUCACCUGACAAGGAGGAAGCGGAGCGAGGGCUGAUUAGGAAGUCUUCUCAGGAUGUAACGCCAGCCAGACGUCUCAAAAGCGUCACCACCAAAGCAACCAAAGGGUCUACAAAAUCACAAAUCACCAAGAGGUGCAAGUUCACUGAGAAGAUGCUGUCCGCUUGCCAAGCCUUAAAGAUGCACCUGAAUGAGGGAAAACGUUUGCCCGGCAGGGAAUUGCGUGAAUGCCUGCAGACGGUCCAGCAGGAGUGGUUCUCUGUCUCCAGUCACAAGUUGGCCUCCGCCGAGUCCGUGGAAGACUACUUGUCCGGCUUCCGAGUCAUUUCGCCCUCGCUGCUGCGACACGUGGCCAACAUGGCUGACGGCAACGGAAACACAGCUCUGCACUACAGCGUGUCGCACUCCAACUUCAAUGUGGUGCAGAAGUUGCUCGAUGCCGACGUAUGUGAUGUAAAUAAGCAAAACAAAGCGGGCUACACGCCCAUCAUGCUCGCCGCACUCGCUGCUGUGGACAAAGUGGAGGACAUGAGCGUGGUGGAGCAGCUCUUCGACAGAGGAGACGUCAACGCCAAAGCCAGCCAGGCUGGUCAGACUGCUCUGAUGCUGGCGGUGAGCCACGGCCGUGUGGACAUGGUGCGGGCACUGCUGGCCCGCGGGGCCGAGGUGAACCUCCAGGACGACGAGGGCUCCACGGCGCUGAUGUGCGCCAGCGAGCACGGCCAUGCCGGCAUGGUGAAGCUGCUGCUGGACCAGCCCGACUGUGACGCCAUGCUGAAGGACAGUGAUGAGAGCACAGCCUUGUCCAUCGCUUUGGAGACGGGACAUCACGACAUUGCGGUGCUUCUCUAUGCGCAUACCAACUUCUCCAAAGGACACGCCGAGGCUCAUCAGUGUGGCAGGUCGUGA
Messenger RNA from Dunckerocampus dactyliophorus (ringed pipefish), 3066 nucleotides. RefSeq names its product KN motif and ankyrin repeat domain-containing protein 1-like. The transcript is spliced from 9 exons. Gene Ontology annotation, cellular component: cytoskeleton; cytoplasm. Gene Ontology annotation, molecular function: protein binding. The coding region runs from base 1 to 3066 and encodes 1021 amino acids. NCBI's taxonomy places the organism in Eukaryota, Metazoa, Chordata, Actinopteri, Syngnathiformes, Syngnathidae. Gene Ontology annotation, biological process: negative regulation of actin filament polymerization. The record is from RefSeq and is a predicted model, not a curated record.